Messenger RNA from Hypomesus transpacificus, 5314 nucleotides. It is a transcript of the gene slco3a1b, whose product is annotated as solute carrier organic anion transporter family member 3A1b. NCBI's taxonomy places the organism in Eukaryota, Metazoa, Chordata, Actinopteri, Osmeriformes, Osmeridae. Gene Ontology annotation, cellular component: membrane. Gene Ontology annotation, molecular function: protein binding. The record is from RefSeq and is a predicted model, not a curated record. Gene Ontology annotation, biological process: sodium-independent organic anion transport; prostaglandin transport; transmembrane transport. The coding region runs from base 405 to 2507 and encodes 700 amino acids. The transcript is spliced from 10 exons.
UUUGGAACACAUGGACGUCGACCGUCAUUGUCGAGCCGUACUACGCGAAAAUGAUCUAAUAACCGUCGUUGUUAAAAAAAAUAUAGUCAGUGUCGAUACUCGGGAGAAAACAAUGUCCUUCAAUGUUGCGUCUAGUCGGGGGCGUUCAUUUGCUAGACUUUGAUCGAUGUUUAAAGGCCGCCGGGACUAACAGCAACACCGGCUUUAGAAAAAUUUACUGUCGUUGAGACACUAUGUUUUAUGCUGAGUGGACAUAGCAGUAUUAACCAGCUAGACCGGCUGUUGGCAAAGAUUUGCACCUCCUGCAGUCUAGGUUAUUUCCCGUUGCAAAUGGUCAUCUUCAGACUGGAUCCGUCGAGAUCCCUGCCGCCAAACACCACCGGAGCUUAAACCAUUACAAAAGGAUGCAGGUGAAAAAUCAGAUAUGCACAGAGAGGAGUACCGAAGACCCUGAGCAAGAUGACAACCAGAAAAAGACGUCAUGUUUUUCAAACAUUAAGAUAUUUUUGGUGUCGGAAUGUGCGCUUAUGUUAGCGCAGGGCACGGUUGGAGCGUAUCUGGUCAGCGUCCUGACCACGCUCGAGCGUCGCUUUAACCUUCAAAGUGCCGACGUCGGGGUCAUCGCCAGCAGCUUCGAGAUCGGCAACCUGGCCCUCAUUCUAUUCGUCAGCUACUUCGGAGCUAAGGCCCACCGGCCACGGCUGAUUGGCUGCGGGGGAAUCGUGAUGGCACUGGGGGCGUUGCUGUCGGCGCUGCCGGAGUUUCUUACCCACCAGUACGAGUACGAGGCCGGGGAUUCGUGGCAUGCGGAGGACGGCCGAGAUGUGUGCUCCAAUGUGUCUAGGACUGAGGCUAGAGACUCAGGCUUCCUGUGUGGGAACAGAUCCAACACCAACAUGAUGUACCUGCUCCUCAUAGGAGCCCAGGUGCUGCUGGGCAUUGGGGCCACACCGGUUCAGCCCCUGGGCGUGUCCUACAUUGACGACCAUGUUCGCAGGAAAGACUCCUCACUGUAUAUAGGUAUUGUUUUUUCAACUUUAGUUUUUGGACCAGCGUGCGGUUUCAUCUUAGGGUCCCUCUGUACCAAAGUCUAUGUGGAUGCCGUCUUUAUUGACACAAGUAAGCUGGACAUCACCCCAGAAGACCCUCGCUGGAUCGGGGCCUGGUGGGGGGGUUUCCUCCUGUGCGGUGCCUUACUCUUCGUCUCGGCCCUCUUCAUGUUUGGUUUCCCCCAGUCCCUGGAUGAGCAGGAUGUGGACAGCGGGGGGGAGAGCGAGCAGGCCAUGCUGCCUCCGUCCCUCACCCAGGAGUAUGAGGGGGAAAAGCCCACCAAUGGGGUCAUGCACGGCUUUGAGGCCAACAGUGGCCUCACUGUCUGCGAGCAUCUUAGAGUUAUUCCACGGGUGACCAAGCACCUGCUCUCCAACCCUGUGUUCACCUGUAUCACUCUGGCGGCCUGUAUGGAGAUUGCUGUUGUGGCAGGCUUUGCUGCCUUCCUGGGCAAAUACCUAGAGCAGCAGUUUAACCUCACCACCUCCUCAGCCAAUCAGCUGCUAGGCAUGACAGCCAUCCCCUGCGCAUGUCUGGGAAUCUUCCUGGGCGGUCUGCUGGUCAAAAAGCUGAACCUGUCUGCGCUUGGGGCAAUCCGCAUGGCCAUGAUGGUCAACCUGGUGUCCACUGCCUGCUACGUCUCCUUCCUGUUCCUUGGCUGUGACACAGGACCUGUCGCUGGGGUGACGGUUGCCUAUGGCAACGAGACUCUACGCUCCUGGCAAAGGCCAGAGUCUGCCUGCAUCAACAACUGCAACUGCUACACAGCCUCAGUAAGCCCUGUGUGUGGCUCGAAUGGAGUCACCUACCUCUCAGCCUGCUUUGCCGGCUGCAUCAAGCCUAACCUGACCGGCUGCGCAUGCAUCUCCAGCAUCAGUGAAGAAGCUGUGGCUCUACCGGGGAAGUGCCCCAGUCCAGGGUGUCAGCAAGCAUUCCUCACCUUCCUUUGUGUCAUCUGUGUGUGUAGUAUGAUCGGAGCCAUGGCCCAGACCCCCUCCGUCAUUAUCCUCAUCAGAACUGUGAGCCCCGAGCUUAAAUCCUACGCCCUUGGAGUACUGUUUCUGCUGCUGCGGCUGCUAGGUUUUAUCCCCCCUCCUCUGAUUUUUGGCAUGGGCAUCGACUCCACCUGCCUGUUCUGGAGCACAGUGUGUGGAGAAAAAGGUGCCUGCUUGCUCUAUGACAACGUGGCCUACAGGCAUCUCUAUGUGAGUAUUGCCAUCGUCCUCAAAUCCUCAGCUUUCAUCCUCUACACCACCACCUGGCAGUGUCUACGGAAAAACUACAAGAAGUACAUCAAAAACAGCGAGGGUUACCUCACUCCCACUGAACUGUUUGCCUCCAACGUAACGCUGGACAACUUGGGCAAGGAGAUCAUCCAAAACCCAGUCAACAGGACAAAGUUUAUAUACAACCUGGAGGAACAUGAAAUGUGUGAUAAUAUGGAGUCUGUUUUAUAGUGCCAAUGGGGCAGAGGGGGACUGUUGCCAUGACGUGCAAUUCACUUGAAGGACCAUCUUUCUUUAUUAUUGUCGCGAUCAAAAUAAUGUUUCGUUUUUUUAUUGUUAUAUUUUUUUUUAUCCGCUUCAUCUAAGUGCGGGUCUCCACAAGCCCAGGGAGACUGUAUUGCUCAGACGUAGCAUUUCGAGUCAGUGGUGGCUCAUGUGAGACUAAAUAGAUUUGUAGUUUUUGUCUGUCCGGCACUGUUUGCUUUGCCAUGUUUUCAUGUGUCAACUAGUUAUAUUUCUGGAUUAGGUAAUUGACAUGUCCAUUUUCCACAGAUAAAGUAUAUAAUGAAACAUCAUUGACUACCAACAAUUAGCAAUAAACAAGCUCACAAUUAUUGUUAAUUACCCAUUUAUCAAUUUCAUUUCCAUUUUCAUGAACGGUAUAGGAAUGUCUUGGCACUACAUAAUGCUUUAUCCCUUUACUAUUUCAUGAAGUGUAGUGUUCAUGUUGUAAACAUUUCACAAAAGUCAGACAAUGGUCUGUUUUGACAGAUUCCAUGUUUGGACCCAUUGUUUGUUUUGACAAUGCUUUUAAAUUCUAAUCUAAUGUCGCUUACAUAGUUAGUCAUAGGCUGUAGUUUGAGAUGUUAACAACAGUCAAGGCUGUAGUUUCAGAUUUUAACUCCAGAACAUGUCAUAUGAACGAUUAUUCUUUCUCCCUUUCAGAAUGUUUUCCUCGGUCGAGACAAAUGCAGAUUAAAAAAGAGAACCCCAGGACAGGCGAUGUUAUUUUGAUUUUAAAGCAUGCAAGUAAUGCAUGUAAUGAAACAAUUAAGAUAUAUUCAGUAUGUCACUUGCACGGACAUUGAAGAGGUUGCUGACACAAUGGUCAUGAUGAUGGUUAAAUCUACAUUUAGCUGUUGAUAAAACCUCUAAAGUAUAUUUUUGACCAUUCAAAAGGCUUUAUAAUAAUGCAUACUGCAUUGUGACAUUGACAAAACAAUUACUUAAUAAUGGUCUAAUAUUGACCUUUGCUCACUCUUUCAUGGCAUCACUAAGAGGAUCAUUUGAAUUAGUUGUUUUCACAUUAAACUUCAGAUGAGCAUGUGGAAGGUUAUGAUGCUCCAGCAUUCAACAAAGCGUCCACAGUGUUCUUUUGUUGAGAUGUGUUCUUUUGUUGAGAUGAGAUGUGUGGUAAUAUUCUUACACAGCUACUUCAAGACUUUAUCCAGUAUGGAAUUAAAAUUGCACAUAUCUUUGUAGUUUUCCAACUUACGUUGUAAGAAUUCAAUAUGUUUUGCAUCAAAAACAUGUCUAGCUAUCUACCACUGAAACAUAUCAUGUAUUUAGCAUAGCAAUGUACACAACAGGAAUGAUAUACAUUAUGAUUUUUUAUGGAACAUCUUACAAAACAAUAGAAUGGUGCGGGGAGUACUUUUAAAUGUUACUGUAACGUAGAUGGACAACACGUGACCAUUCUGAACCAGUUAAGUGACUAGCAAACCCUGAUUAGCUGUUGUCCUGGUGACCAUUGGGAAUUUAGAGAUGAUGACUGUGUUUAGUUAAAGGAGCUUCCUCCUCAUCACUCAUCACACUAAAUAGCUGUAGUGUAAAUUGGCUUUAACAAAUGUGGGUACGCACACAGCUCAUGGGUCACAACCAGUAUCCUGAUUACCUCUACGUGUUAGCGACAAUAGUUGAAACAAUCUUCUAUAACAUAUUUUCUCUGUCAGAACAUUAGGGUACGUGAUGAGUUGUAAUUGAUAUCCGGACAUAAAAGUAUCAUCGUACUUGUUCAGUUUUCUAUGUACAUAAUUGUGCCAUAAAAGUGCCAAAGUGAUGCCAUAUAAGUGUUCUAUAAGGUUCUUCCACUGAGGACAUAAUUCAUCAUGCUGGAUUUUAGAAAAAGGAAAUAUCACACACACAGGAUCUUUAGCUGUAUGUAGCCUUUUUUUGUGAUAUCCCCAGAUUAAUUUGACCAUAUCAUAAAAUAUAUGUGUCUGUUCCAAAAGUAUUGCCUAUAAAAUGCUGUAUAUUGGUCUAGAAUACAAUGUUAUUUAGGAUGUAUUAAUUGUUAAUAUGUAGGCUUUUCUACUGAUGAAGUUGUCUUAAUUUGAAUAAUUAAUUUUUCAUUAAUGGCAAAGCUGAUACCUGUUUGUUGCUUUGUUUAAAGAAAACAUUUUGCUUGAAGUAAAUGGCACCAAUGUACAGCUACAGCGACGACUGAUAUAGAUGAGGUCAGUUCUAGACAAUAGCCUAAUUAAGAAAUAGCAGUACUGCACCUGUGCCUGGAUAUGUAGACACAACUCCGUACAUCAAGGCGUGCCAUAUCAACUUGAGCACUGUAAAAUCACUAUGCGCAAAGAAGCCAGCAACAACCAUUGGCAAGUGUGAAAUUGCCUGCUUACUUUUUAUUCACUGCGGCAAGAGAACUGUUUCCUUCUGGCACCAAUGUGCUUGAGACUUUGCCUUGUGAUGAAUAUUAACUCUGUUGUACUCAUGGCUUUUUGUAAACUUCCUUUGAUCCCAUUGCUCAAUUUUAAUCUAGCCUUGUGGCAAAGACAGUUUGAGUUUUAGCUGACUUCUGGAUAUGGAAGCAUGGCCUCUUCCUGUGGCACAUGCAUUGAUUUAAGCCUUUGGUGAGCAUAACUGGAUUUGAGGUGAGACCCAGUGCAUACCAUGUUUGUAAAGGUUUAUAUUGAUGUGUUGCCUAACGGUGUUGACGAUAUACGUAUAUCAAGCUUGUGACACUGCAGGAAACCUUUGAAAAAGAAAGGCUUUGAAAAAUGAAAAUAUACGUAUAUUUUCAAAAUGUUGAA